AACAACUAGUGUCAACUGCUACCUUCUCUCUUCUUCUUCUUCUUCCAUCUCACACUCUUCAUUACUAUUUUUCUCUGCAAAUGUCACUCCACAACCACAAAACCUCACAGAAGAACUUUCUAGAAAUCACCCACAGUCUCCGAUAAAACACAAACAACCACAAUGGGAAAAGCUUCUAAGUGGUUUCGCGGUCUUUUCGCCCUCAAGAAGUCUUCCACCGACUCUUCUUCCGCCAAACCGCCCAAGGAGAAGCGGCGAUGGAGCUUCGUCAAGUCCUACAGAGAAAAAGACCAAACUACCCUCCACAACCACCACCACCCCGACGCCGGAGAUCAACCUCAUACCACCAGAGGAGCCGCCUCCUACAACCAACUUCCCGACGUUUCCGGUGAGGACUUCUCCGGCAACCAAGACAAGCACGCCAUCGCCGUCGCCGCCGCGACCGCCGCAGUAGCAGAAGCAGCCGUGGCGGCGGCUCAGGCUGCUGCCGCCGUGGUACGGCUAACCAGGGGCGGCGCCAAGAACCCCGCGGCGUACGUUAGAGGAAGCGGCGCCGGGAUUCGUGAGGAGUGGGCUGCCGUUAAGAUACAAUCAGCAUUCCGAGGCUGCUUGGCAAGAAGAGCGUUGAGAGCUUUAAAGGGAUUGGUGAAAUUACAAGCAUUGGUAAGAGGUCACAUCGAAAGGAAGCGGACGGCGGAGUGGCUGCAUCGCAUGCAAGCUUUGAUGCAAGCACAGGCACGAGCCAUCGGCGGACGAUCCCAACUUUCCGAAUUUCAGCACUCAAAUAGCAAGUCUUCAAAUUUCCAUCAUCCUGGACCGGCAACUCCUGAAAAGUUUGAACAUGUUAUCAGGAGCAAGAGCAGAAAACAUGACCAACCAUCACUGCUUAGGAAAAGUAGCUCCAAGUCGAACAGCAGGACAAUCAGUGAUCAUGACAAGACUUAUUCCGGUGGGAGUCGAUCAGAGAGUCAAUUGGAUGAAAGAUCAGGGAACCUAAGGAGUUCUUCGGUAAGGAACACCGCGACAGAUGAUGAAAAGAGCGACAGAAUUCUCGAAAUCGAUACUGGGAAACCCCACAUCACACCCAAGAGGAGAAACCUCUUUCACUCCUCCGACCAAUGCAGCCAUAGCUUUACUACCUCAAAGGACUCCACAACACACUACACACUUCCCAGCCCUUCCUCUUACGAAGUUCAAUCCUUAACCCCGCUGAAACUCUCGAACAACGACGUUGAGGAGGCCUCUUUCUGCACGGCCAACAACAGCCCGCAGUUCUACUCUGCCUCGUCGAAGGGUGCUAGCUCGAGGAGAAGUCCUUUCACUCCCUCAAAGAGUGAUGGCUCAAGAAGCUUCUUGAGUGGCUAUUCAGAUUACCCGAACUACAUGGCGUGCACCGAAUCUUCAAAGGCGAAACUGAGGUCUCUCAGCGCCCCGAAGCAGAGGCCUCAGUACGAGAGGUCGAGUUCAAUGAAGAGGUACUCGAUUCACGGCGUUGGUGAAUCAAGACAGAGUGGGCAGAGGUUCUCUACAUUGCAUGCCAAUUUUAUGAACAAAGCCUAUCCGGGUUCCGGUCGCUUGGACAAGCUUGGAAUGCCUAUUGGUUACAGAUACUGAGAUGUUUUCUUCCCUCUAAUUUGACUAACUAAUUAUGCGCUCGAUCGAGUUUUUUAGUUGCCAUUGGUAUGAAUCUUAGAUGUUAUA
Molecule: messenger RNA, 1701 nt
Organism: Morus notabilis
Lineage: Eukaryota; Viridiplantae; Streptophyta; Magnoliopsida; Rosales; Moraceae
Product: protein IQ-DOMAIN 14
Exons: 4
Coding region: 163-1614 (483 amino acids)
Molecular function (GO): protein binding
Source: RefSeq, a predicted model, not a curated record